Molecule: messenger RNA, 1638 nt
Organism: Lachancea fermentati
Lineage: Eukaryota; Fungi; Ascomycota; Saccharomycetes; Saccharomycetales; Saccharomycetaceae
Source: the annotation of a GenBank genome assembly
AUGACCAUUACCCUGGGACAGGCAAUAUGGGCGUCUGUCAAGCCUAUUAUCAAGAUUUACCUUAUCAUCGGAUCCGGAUUCAUGUUGACCAAGUUCGAGAUUCUCUCAGUCGAGGCAACUAAGUGUGUCUCCAACGUCGUGCUGACAUUGCUCCUGCCGUGUCUUUCAUUCAAUAAGAUUGUAGCCAAUAUAGAGGAUAAUGAUAUCAAAUCAGUGGGUAUCGUCUGUCUGUCAUCAUUACUAAUUUUCGGAACGGGACUUUUCUUUGCUUUCGUUUGCCGGUUGCUGCUACCGGUGCCCCGUCAAUGGCGCGGUGGUAUUCUGGCCGGUGGGAUGUUUCCGAAUAUCAGUGACCUUCCUAUUGCAUACUUGCAAACAAUGGACCAGGGUCUAAUCUUUACAGAAGCUGAGGGUGAAAAGGGAGUUGCAAAUGUCAUUAUCUUUCUUGCCAUGUUCUUGAUAUGUUUGUUCAAUCUUGGUGGAUUCAGAUUCAUUGAGAUGGAUUUCAAGUACAGCGACGAAGAAAGUGCAAUAUAUGCUGACGAUAAUAAAGAGAGUAAGGAAGAUGCCACUAGCAGUUCUCUAACUGCUCCACAGCCCGCGCAUAUGUUACAGAACUAUAAUUUGCCCACAGAAUCAAAUUCAUUUAUAGAAGAGACUGCAGAGAAUUCAGUUUCACCACAUGCAUCGCAAGACAAGGUAGCCUCAGCCACUUCGAACCAGCCCGUCGCACUCACGGAUGGCAAUGAAUUAAUUAGACGUAUGACUUCCAGACGUACAGAGCAGGACUCUAUUUCAGAGCGUACCAUUCUAACGGAAGACAGCGUAAAUGACUUGGUGCGUGAAUACUCUCACGUUGAUCAGUUUGGUAGAAGACGCAAUUCAGUUGCCACAUCAGCUUCAGCACAACCGUCAUCUCUUUUACAACGCAUAAGAACAUCCGACAUGACAAGAAUAAUGACCUCAGACGCUACAGUAUCAAGACAAGAUAUUGAAGAGUCAGGAAGUUUUCUACCUGAAUGGCUUCGCAAGUACUCAUUUACCGCUCCUAUCGUUUUUUUCAUAAAAAACUGUUUACGUCCUUGUCCAUUAGCCGUUAUUAUCGCAUUAACGAUUGCUUUCAUUCCUUGGGUAAAAGCGCUUUUCGUCACCACAUCAAAUACUCCACAUAUUAGACAAGCUCCUGAUGAACAGCCUGCUUUGUCGUUCAUAAUGGACUUCACUGCGUACAUUGGCGCUGCAUCAGUUCCCUUUGGUUUGUUAUUAUUAGGUGCCACCCUUGGAAGAUUAAAAAUAAAGAAACUCUAUCCAGGGUUUUGGAAAACUGCUGUUGUUUUGGUUGUUUUAAGACAGUGUGUGAUGCCUAUAUUUGGUGUGUUGUGGUGUGAGCGGCUUGUGAAGGCUGGUUGGUUGAAUUGGGAAGAUGACCGUAUGUUACUGUUUGCCAUAGUGAUAGACUGGGGAUUACCAACAAUGACCACUAUGAUUUACUUCACGGCAAGUUAUACACCCCUAGAUGCUGCAGAAACCGUCCAGAUGGAUUGUGUGUCAUUCUUCCUAAUGCUGCAAUAUCCUCUGCUAAUCGUAAGUCUUCCUUUCUUGGUCACUUACUUUUUAAAAGUACAACUUCACGCAUAA